AUGCAGACAAUCCCCCGCGCCGCCUCGCGCCGCGGGGACUUCGCGUCCCGACAGGCGGCGUGCUACGCGGCGCUGAUCGCCGUGCUUCUCGCUGCGCUGCUCGCGAGUGGCGGUGUCGCCGUCGCAGCCCAGAGGUAUCGGUGCAGCGCAAAUCCCGCGGUGGCCGUGGCUCCCAAGUACGCGUUCCGGCUCUUCCGGUUUAUCAGCACCCUUUAUGACGCGAGGACGGGGGAGGUCGCAACCGACCUUUUCACGAAAGGUCGCAACUGGGUCGAGGACCCUCGCCUCGAGCCCUUUCUCGCGCUGCGCUCCGAAGGCAAAUGCAGGUCAUCAUGGGCCAUCACAGCAGUGAGCGCGGUGGAAAUGGCAUACGCGUUAGUGGCUACCUGGGCACCCUUCAUGGCGCGCCCCAAGCGCUUAUCAGUACAGCAGGUACUGGACUGCAGCAGGAAAGGCAGGAACAGCAGCUGUGCUGCGGGCGCGUGGCCGACGACAGCACUGGACUACAUGGUGGCCGCCACACAGGAGUGGGGGGGGCUUGCGACCCACGCUGGGUACGCGUACAAGCAGAAGAACGGCAAAUGCAAACACGCCAAGGCGGAGCAGAAGGCAACGACCAUAGGCAUCAGGGGGUAUUACCAGGUGGACUACUACGGCUGGCUGGGUCUGCUCCUCGCUGUCAACGCUCAGCCCACCGUUGCAUUCGUGCGAGGCUCCUACCCCUCCUUCCAGACGUACACAGAUGGCACAUACAGCGACCCAGGGUGCACAGCGGCGGGCGGGGGUGGUGGAUCACAGCGGGGUGGUGGUGACGAUGGGCCCCUCCACUUCUCUCCCUCCACUGUGCUCCUUCUCCCGCCACUGUGCUCCUUCUCCCGCCACUGUGCUCCUUCUCCCGCCACUGUGCUCCUUCUCCCUCCACUGUGCUCCUUCUCCCUCCACUGUGCUCCUUUCCCUCCACUGUGCUCCUUCUCCCUCCACUGUGCUCCUUCUCCCGCCACUGUGCUCCUUCUCCCUCCACUGUGCUCCUUCUCCCGCCACUGUGCUCCUUCUCCCUCCACUGUGCUCCUUUCCCUCCACUGUGUUCCUUCUCCCUCCACUGUGCUCCUUCUCCCGCCACUGUGCUCCUUCUCCCUCCACUGUGCUCCUUCUCCCGCCACUGUGCUCCUUCUCCCUCCACUGUGCUCCUUCUCCCUCCACUGUGCUCCUUCUCCCUCCACUGUGCUCCUUCUCCCGCCACUGUGCUCCUUCUCCCUCCACUGUGCUCCUUCUCCCUCCACUGUGCUCCUUCUCCCUCCACUGUGCUCCUUCUCCCGCCACUGUGUUCCUUCUCCCUCCACUGUGCUCCUUCUCCCGCCACUGUGCUCCUUCUCCCUCCACUGUGCUCCUUUCCCUCCACUGUGCUCCUUCUCCCUCCACUGUGCUCCUUCUCCCGCCACUGUGCUCCUUCUCCCUCCACUGUGCUCCUUCUCCCUCCACUGUGCUCCUUCUCCCUCCACUGUGCUCCUUCUCCCGCCACUGUGUUCCUUCUCCCUCCACUGUGCUCCUUCUCCCGCCACUGUGCUCCUUCUCCCUCCACUGUGCUCCUUCUCCCGCCACUGUGCUCCUUCUCCCUCCACUGUGCUCCUUCUCCCUCCACUGUGCUCCUUCUCCCGCCACUGUGCUCCUUCUCCCUCCACUGUGCUCCUUCUCCCUCCACUGUGCUCCUUCUCCCUCCACUGUGCUCCUUCUCCCUCCACUGUGCUCCUUCUCCCGCCACUGUGCUCCUUCUCCCUCCACUGUGCUCCUUCUCCCGCCACUGUGCUCCUUCUCCCGCCACUGUGCUCCUUCUCCCGCCACUGUGCUCCUUCUCCCUCCACUGUGCUCCUUCUCCCUCCACUGUGCUCCUUCUCCCUCCACUGUGCUCCUUCUCCCGCCACUGUGCUCCUUCUCCCUCCACUGUGCUCCUUCUCCCUCCACUGUGCUCCUUCUCCCUCCACUGUGCUCCUUCUCCCGCCACUGUGCUCCUUCUCCCUCCACUGUGCUCCUUCUCCCUCCACUGUGCUCCUUCUCCCUCCACUGUGCUCCUUCUCCCGCCACUGUGCUCCUUCUCCCUCCACUGUGCUCCUUCUCCCUCCACUGUGCUCCUUCUCCCUCCACUGUGCUCCUUCUCCCUCCACUGUGCUCCUUCUCCCGCCACUGUGCUCCUUCUCCCUCCACUGUGCUCCUUCUCCCUCCACUGUGCUCCUUCUCCCUCCACUGUGCUCCUUCUCCCUCCACUGUGCUCCUUCUCCCGCCACUGUGCUCCUUCUCCCUCCACUGUGCUCCUUCUCCCUCCACUGUGCUCCUUCUCCCGCCACUGUGCUCCUUCUCCCUCCACCCCAGGGCAUAUACAGCGACGCAGGGUGUGCAGCGGCAGGAGUGGUGGAUCACAGCGUGGUGGUGAUGGGCUACAGCAUCACGGCUGAGGGCGCCUUCUGGAUCCUCCGCAACUCCUGGGGGGCCACCUGGGGCAUGCAGGGCUACAUGCAAAUGGCCUUUGGGGGAGGCAUUGGUAUCUGUGGCAUUCACUCUGUGCCGGCCAUUUACCCCAUCAUUAAGAAACCCACGCCGUGCAUGUCACAGCAGAAUCCCUGUGGGGGAGCUGUGUGUGCGGUGGGAGGAGAGUACGGCUACACAUGCGCGUGUCUGUAUCCUCCCUUCAUUCCCGCUCUUGACACAGGCAACCGCCAGACGUGUGUGUUUGAGGACGCAUGCAGCCUGCACGACAGCAAUCCGUGUGCGGUCGGCACGUGCAUCAACAACAACGAGGGCGACUACUUUUGUGUCUGUCCCUGGGGAUUCAAGCAAGGGCGUCGCCCCUCUGGCGCUCUCACAUGCGUCCCCACCCCAAUCUACGGCCUCACAGAGCAACAAUUUCUUGCGCAGAACCCGCAACUGGGCGCAGGGGAGUGCGUUUCAAUCAUGUACGACACACCAGUGAGCGUGGCGCCGCCGCUGACAGAAGCGGUGCACUGCGUGCUCUUCUACUCGUGGACGGAACAGGACACGUGUGACAGCCUGGCAAGCUCGUUCUCGCUCACAGUGGACGAGUUUCUGGCUCUCAACCCGGGGAUCAGCUGCGAUAGCACCUGGAGAGCUCCGCGCGUGAACCAGCAGCUAUGUGUGGUGAAGGGCAGCGGAGAGAACGACGUGCCCAAGCUGCCCAUGUGCACUCGAUGGUACACGGUGCGCGCAGGGGACACGUGUGGAAGCAUCAUGCAGGAUCACGCUCUCAACCGAACCGCCUUCGUCUCGUUCAACCCAGGGUUGGCCUGUGACCGCCUCUUCCCGUCGUUCGGAGGUUCUCGCGUCGGCUGGGAUGGGGAAGGCGUGCAGGUUCCCCCAGCGCAAUCACCCCAUCCUCCCCCCACUACCAUGGACCCAUCCAUCCUAGAAAGCACUCAAUCAAUGAUACACCGUCCACACCCAUCCUCCCUACCACAGGUGUGUGUGGAUGCCCACCUCGCGGGUUCCCCCAGCGCAAUCAAGCCUCGCUCAGUCCGUGAGCUUCCUUCCACGCUCUUCCCCUCGGCCCUCUCCUCUCCCUCCUCCUCCUCCUCCUCCUCCUCCUCCUCCUCCUCCUCCUCCUCCUCCUCCUCCUCCUCCUCCUCCUCCUCCUCCUCCUCCAUUCCUUCUCACUCCACACACUCAUCGAUGGGCCGCCAGCUGGCGCUGCUGGCCGCGGCUCGCUCACCGACGGGCCGCCAGCUGGCGGGGUCUAAGCAGCGGAGCGAGAAGUCUUACUCGGUGAAGAGGGGGGACUUCUGUGCGCAGAUCAUAUCGCUCAAGUUCCAGAACAGUGCAAAGAAGCUGGCGGAGCUGAAUAAUGGGUACGUGUGCAACGAUGAUAGGCUCUAUGUGGGGCUGAUGCUCUCCACACGUUGA
Messenger RNA from Closterium sp. Naga37s-1, 3906 nucleotides. The record is from the annotation of a GenBank genome assembly. Lineage: Eukaryota; Viridiplantae; Streptophyta; Zygnematophyceae; Desmidiales; Closteriaceae.